UGCACAGAGUUUCGUAAGGAAAAUUUCGGGGAACACCUCAAAUACUGUGACGAUGCCUUUAAAUUAACUUCGGGGGCGAGGGAGUUCAAGUCUAUAUGCAAAAUGAUUCCAGAGGAACCCGUGACUGGUUUGAGCACCGAAAGGAUGUCCUGGUUUGGAUGGCAUUGCUCGAAAUGUGGAAAGCUGACUCGUCGCACGCAUUGGCUAUAUUGGGACUGUUCCGGAUGUGGUGAUAAACAACAAGCAAAUCAUCGCAUCAGAUCCCCAGCGGAGUUUACCAAUUUGAGGGUAGAACUACGAAACUUUCCUUUGUUCCAGUACCAGAUGCAGGAGAUAUCUGGUUACCAGAUUGAAACAUGGAUAUUGUCGGAGAACCCAAGCUGCAUCCUUCAUCGUUUGAGAUGUCCAGAGCCAUCUCCCGCAGACACAAUUUUUGAGGCUUAUCAAAAGAAUAAUCAAGUCGCUGAGCUUUUCAUCCGACGCGAGCUAAGGUCACAGACAGCUCAAGUAAGUUCAGUAAGAAUUCACAACACUACCACAUCCUCAUGAAUGUGAAUACAGCGCCAAGGGGCUAUUAACCGCCAUUUUGCUUUCAAUGGUCUGAACCUUUCCUCCUUGUGAGACUUUCAAAACUCAUCAAUUUGCGCAUAGUCGGACAGCCGUACAAGGUCCGUCACUGGGGUACUCUCAGGGUGUGUCGA
Messenger RNA from Cantharellus anzutake, 701 nucleotides. RefSeq lists its product as uncharacterized. The record is from RefSeq and is a predicted model, not a curated record. NCBI's taxonomy places the organism in Eukaryota, Fungi, Basidiomycota, Agaricomycetes, Cantharellales, Hydnaceae. The transcript is spliced from 5 exons. The coding region runs from base 103 to 549 and encodes 148 amino acids.